This is a messenger RNA of Ostrinia nubilalis (European corn borer), 2053 nucleotides long. It is a transcript of the gene Obp73a, whose product is annotated as general odorant-binding protein 70. Gene Ontology annotation, molecular function: odorant binding. Lineage: Eukaryota; Metazoa; Arthropoda; Insecta; Lepidoptera; Crambidae. The coding region runs from base 154 to 708 and encodes 184 amino acids. The transcript has 6 exons. The record is from RefSeq and is a predicted model, not a curated record.
CCACAUUCACAAGUUGCAAGUUGCGUUCCAUUCCAUAGCGAGAACAGUCGCGCACCUUUCGCCGCACGUGCCUCGCAGAAAAAAAACACGUUCGAAAUUUAAAAAUUCAAAUUGUGCCAAAGUUCGAAAAGAGGUUGUGUUGUGUGAAACAAAAUGGUUCGCAAAAUUAGUGGGCUCCUGUGUUGUCUCUGCGUUUUCGGCAUCUCAUUGAGUGAUAGCGCCAUAUCAGCUGAUAGCGAACAAAGAUGCAAGAAUCCGCCCACAGCGCCACAGAAGAUAGAAAGAGUCAUCACACUAUGUCAAGAUGAAAUCAAAGUUUCCAUUUUGCGAGAGGCCCUGGACGUGAUCAAGGAGGAGCACACGAUGCCUGCUCAGCGCAGCAGGAACAAGAGAGAAGUUCCAUUCACGCACGACGAGAAACGGAUCGCUGGGUGCCUCCUACAAUGCGUUUACCGAAAAGUGAAAGCGGUGGACGGCUACGGCUUCCCGACCCUCGAGGGGCUGGUGGGGCUCUACUCUGACGGCGUGAACGAGAGAGGCUACUUCAUGGCCGUGUUGGAGGCCUCACGGGAGUGCCUCAUGAAGUAUCACGACAAGUUCUCACGAACUGUGCCUAUGGACAACGGACGCAACUGCGACGUGUCAUUCGACAUCUUCGAGUGCAUCUCGGACCGCAUCGGCGAGUACUGCGGCAACGCCGGGCUCUGAUCGACUACCCGCAUACACACGACUACCCGCACGAUGCGUUGUCACGGCGACUGCAAUACCAGACUUUUGAAAUACCAGUAGGUAAUUGAAAAUGAAGGAAUUUGUAAAUAACUAGGCUUUGAUAAAAUUAAAGCUCACUUUCUUCUAAUGAAGUUGACGUUAGAAAAACAUAUAGAUAACUUUCAUAUAUCUGAGAGAUGGAUUUACUUAUUCAUGUUUAUUUAUUUGAAAAAUGCUUUAAAAACUUUCUUUUUUUUAAAUUCUUUAAUAUUUCUCCUUCGUUCCCAUUGUUCCAUGCUAUGUUUACAACGCAUCGUGUGUGUAUUUUCAACUGAAUCAUCAUAAUUAGGGAAGAAUCACUUUCACGAGUAUAUCAAUCAUCAAUGUCGAGUGAAUGAAAUUUCGUCACCUAAGUCUGUUAUUUCUAUUUUUCAAACUGAAGGUAGAGUCGUCUAUCAGUGUGAACAUAAAAUGAGUGGAUCCAGUGAUAAAAGUCAUGGAUAUCCAGUGAUUGUCAUUUUAACGCCCGUAUUCACCAUUACUAUGAGGUCUCACAGUGCACGUGGACGCACAGGGUGACACGCGAACCAAUCACAGAGCUCUAUUCAACGCUGUGCGUUCGAUUUGCUGCUUCACUUAAGCAAGCAUCGUUUGUGACUACGGGCGUAAGUAAAGUACUAACUAUAAAUGAUACUUAUCUUUCUAUCCAGCUAGCGAGGGAUACCUACUUCAUUUUACUAGGUGACAUCAAAUGGACUAGUAUACACGACUUAUUAUACCACCGCAGUAAAGGUGUGAUUUUCUAAAAGUAAUUUUUUUUUACUGUUUCGAAGUAAGUUUUUUUGCUCGAUUUAUUUCUUAUUAAGGCUACCUUCAUUUUAAAAAGCCCAGUUACCAUACAAUAGCUCUCUGUUCGUAUAUCUCUCUAUCCAAACGAGCAGAGAAAACACCUACUAAUAUAAGCGACCUAAUUGUAAGUUGUAUGUAUAUAGAAGGAUAUUAAUUUACUAAAUUGUGAUGCUCAAUAACGUUUAGUUUAUGUAUUUUAAGACCUUUUUUCAAAGUAAAGUUUUCAUGGAUUUUAGAGUCACUUUCACUAGAGCUAGAGCUCUAGGCUUUGACUCUAGCCUCUAUCUAAAUUCGUAGCAGAUUGAAUCUUGGAAUCGCUUCUAUAAAGAUGUUUUUUAUUCUUUAAAUAUUUGGUAAAAGGUGAAAAUAUUUUGGCUAGAAUUGACCCCGGUAUUUGUGUAUUUUAUAAAUUAGAGGAAAAAUUAACGAACUGAUAGAUUAAUUAAUUGUAACUUAGCUAUAAGUUGUCUCUAAUAAAUUACUGUAUAUACUUUAA